Messenger RNA from Rotaria sordida, 524 nucleotides. The record is from the annotation of a GenBank genome assembly. NCBI's taxonomy places the organism in Eukaryota, Metazoa, Rotifera, Eurotatoria, Philodinida, Philodinidae.
UUGAUCGAUCUCGACAUUUUUUACGUUUGAAUUUUUUCUCAACCGACUUUCUUUUUCUGUUUAUUUCGUAUCUAGAACGAUUUCAUUUACGUGAACGACGACACGAAAUCUUACAAAAUAAUUGGUUAUUCAAAUGUCAAUGCCAUAUUUGUGAACGACAUGAGAAAGAUAAAAAAUCUGAUGAACAAUGGGCCUCUUAUUCAAAUGACAACGAUUUUAUUUUGGAAUAUGAUUCGAAACUAUCACAAGAAUGUAUGGAAAAAUUUUCCAAAUCACUAAAAUUCAUACAAGAACAUUAUCAUAAUAGUUUAUUACAAAUGUUUAUGUUACAUUUCAGUAUUCUUGUACCAUGUUGUAUGUUGAAACAAUGGCAAGAUGUUGUUAAAUAUUCAAGAAAAGCAAUUUGUCUUGGAAAAAUAAUCUAUGGUGAUGAUUAUGAAAGAUAUUUAAUACCAAUAAAAGAAAUCAUUGAAGCAAAAGUGCCGAUGGAAUAUCAUACUGGAUUAGAAAAAUAUUUUAAAUAA